This is a messenger RNA of Scophthalmus maximus (turbot), 3250 nucleotides long. RefSeq names its product potassium inwardly rectifying channel subfamily J member 9 (gene kcnj9). The transcript is spliced from 8 exons. Gene Ontology annotation, molecular function: inward rectifier potassium channel activity. Gene Ontology annotation, biological process: potassium ion import across plasma membrane; regulation of monoatomic ion transmembrane transport. Gene Ontology annotation, cellular component: plasma membrane. The record is from RefSeq and is a predicted model, not a curated record. NCBI's taxonomy places the organism in Eukaryota, Metazoa, Chordata, Actinopteri, Pleuronectiformes, Scophthalmidae. The coding region runs from base 714 to 2216 and encodes 500 amino acids.
GCGAGAAAUCAAGGUUAUACUUUUUAUGCUUUUUUUAUUUUCUAACUGCCUGUGGACGGAGGAGGGAGACCGUCCGGCAGGGUCGGCGGUGGGGGCUGACGAUGACAACAUCCUCCGCCGCUCGCUGGCGUCACACCUGACCGACUCUCGCAUCCGAUGCACAGAUGAUGGAGCUCACCGCGCUGCCGGGUUACUACCCCGUCGCCACCAUUUCGCGCGUCCGCUGCCCGACACAUGUUCUCCGAAUGUCGUGAUUUAUUAUUUGACUCGUAUUAUUCCUGCGUGUGUGUGCGCGUGUGUGCACUUUUCGUUAUGCCUGACCUUCCAGUGGACCUGGUAUUCGCUUGUAUUUAUUCACCGUGAUCGCCGAGUGGUCGCAUCGAGGUGGUCUUUUUUUGUUGUUUUUUUCCUGGAGAGAAAAAAAGGAAAAAGAAAGAAAGAGGCGAACAGGAGCACAGGACUGAUGCUGCGUCGCUGGUAAACACGAGAGAUGGGUGUCAUGGAGCCGAGGCUCCAGAUUGUCGUUUCUCUCAUGAUGCAGCAUCUCCUCAUGUACAAGUUGCUUCACUGAGCAGGCUUCGGUCAAACAAAACAAAUGGUUCAAUCAAUGGUCACUGGACUGGACUGAGUCGGCCAUAGGGAGGAUACUAAUAACACUCACGCACAAACACACACACACCCGAGACAGACAGACAGACACACCCACACAGGCCAUGGCGCUGGAGAACUCGGUCUUCCCCUCCCGUCCCGACUCCCUCUCGCUCCCCGUGGAGGAGAAGGGGGACGGGGAAGAGGUGGAGGUGGCCACCGAGGCCACCGCCUCCACGGGGCUCUUCAACCUAUCGGAGGAGCUGGGCACGGUCGUCACCACAGAGACGGCGCCGUCCCCUCCGACCCCGAUCAAGGUCAAAAGGUCGUUCCAGUCCAAGCUGGCCGAGCGGGAGGACAAAGCCAACGAGCCCAGGAAGAAGCUCCGGGUGGCGGAGAAGGAGAGGGGACGAUUCGGGUGGGUCCGGACCCGGCGCAAGAGGCAGCGCUACGUGGAGAAAAACGGCCGGUGCAAUGUGCAGCACGGUAACAUGCGGGAGACCUACCGCUACCUGACGGACAUCUUCACCACGCUGGUGGACCUCAACUGGCGCUGCUCGCUCUUCGUCUUCGUCAUGGCCUACGCGGUCACAUGGCUCUUCUUCGGCGCCAUCUGGUACCUCAUAGCCUACUGCAGGGGCGAUCUGGACCACCUGGAGGACGAGACGUGGACGCCAUGUGUCAACAACGUCAACGGCUUCAUCUCGGCCUUCCUCUUCUCCAUCGAGACGGAGACCACCAUCGGCUACGGCCACCGUGUCAUCACCGACCAGUGUCCAGUGGGCACGAUGCUGCUGCUGCUGCAGGCCAUACUGGGGUCAAUGGUCAACGCUUUCAUGGUGGGCUGCAUGUUCGUGAAGAUCUCGCAGCCCAACAAACGCGCCGAGACGCUGGUGUUUUCGAAGCACGCCGUCAUCUCCCUGCGAGACGACAAGCUCUGUCUGAUGUUCCGGGUGGGCGACCUGCGCAGCUCGCACAUCGUCGGAGCCAACAUGAGGGCCAAGCUCAUCAAGUCCAAACAGACUCAGGAAGGUGAGUUCAUCCCUCUGGACCAGACAGACAUCAGCGUGGGCUUCGAGACGGGCGACGACCGCCUCUUCCUCGUCUCGCCGCUGGUGAUCUCCCAUGAGAUUGACGUGCACUCCCCUUUCUGGGACAUGUCCCAGUCGCAGCUGGAGAAGGAGGACUUUGAGAUCGUCGUCAUCCUGGAGGGGAUGGUGGAGGCCACUGGGAUGACGUGCCAGGCCAGGAGCUCCUAUCUGACGGAGGAGGUGAUGUGGGGUCACAGGUUCAGCCCGAUGAUGUCUCUGGCGGAGGGUUUCUUUGACAUCGACUACGGAGCCUUUCAUCACACAUUCGAGGUGACCACGCCCUCCUGCUCAGCGCGAGAGCUCUCGUUGGCCGCAGCCAGACUGGACGCUCACCUCUACUGGUCCAUCUCCAGCCGGCUGGACGAGGAGCCCACGCUGACCAACCAGGCGGCCCGGCAGCCCGACAGCGGCUCGGCCAGCAGCAAAGGAGGCGAGCCCACCUUCAUCGUCGGCGAGAUGACGGACAUUCAGGAGCAGUCGGGACUGGGCGAGCUGAACGGCAGCGUCGCCACCGACCAGUCCGAGUCGGAGGCCUAGAGCGGGGAAUGUUUACAAAAGACCUUCUGUCCAUUCGCCGACCACACCACAGUUUGUGUGGGGGUUUUGUUCCGAUCUUUUUCAUUUUCAAAGGCAAAAACCAGUAGUUCGAUUAGACUCGGUUCUGCGGUAUACGUCAUAUCUUGUGUUACCAUACGGAAGGUUUUUUGUUUUCUUGAUUCUUUUGUCUUUUCAUUUCUAUGUUCUAUAGUCUGUCACAGGUCUAUUGUACGUGUGCUUUCUCUUCUGGCUAUGUUUGUGUCGGCUACGAAUCACCCUUGCCUAUAUCUACGUUUAAAAGACAAUGCUAUGCUUCAGGUGGAGGCCAACGAUAGCUUCUCCUGUGGACCAGGGUAGAAUGUUCGAGGUCGUUUGUCUUGUGGGUCAAAGUGGUUCAUCUGAAGUUAAAUAUAAGGAUUGUUCACAUUUAGAAUAGUGCAGUGCUUUGACACUUUAUUUCCACCUUUGCACGAAUCUCCCUAGGUAAUAUUGAGGUAUAAGAUAAGAGAAGAUAAGUUAAUAUACCUUUAUUCGUCCCACAAUGGCAGCAAAGUGGACAGAAGAAUAUAUAAGAAAUUUACAAAAAAAAGGGUUAAUAUGUACAAAAUUUUACAAAAAUAAAAUAAAAAUAACAUUAGAUUAAAAAAAAAAACAAAGGGAUAAAAAUACUAUAGACUGAAACAGUAGGAAAUUCAACUUCCUUUAGAUGCAAAGAUUUAGUCCACAUCAGUCACGCGUGAACAGGGUGGGAACACAAAUCAUUAAAAAUAUUUAAAUAGAGAAAUUGGCGGACGAAACAGUUUGUGAAUUGUGGCUUGUGGACGAUGAAGCCGGUUCCGGAUAUACAAGCAACUUCUCAUCUUCCGGAGGGCGCAGAGUAUUAUCACGUGUAAUUAUGUUUGUCACCAACACUCAUAAAGAUUUGCUGACACUCCUGACUGCACUCGGCACAUUAUGGUGAGUAGGGUACGUAUCUAAAACCUUUAAACACGAUGUGUGUGUGUGUGUGUGUGUGUGUGUGUGUGUGUGUGUGU